This is a messenger RNA of Schistosoma turkestanicum, 1480 nucleotides long. Lineage: Eukaryota; Metazoa; Platyhelminthes; Trematoda; Strigeidida; Schistosomatidae. The record is from the annotation of a GenBank genome assembly.
AUGACUUCCAAUCCCCUUGUUACUGCCCGAGGACAUACAGAUUCAGUAACAGCGUUGUCACUCUCUGACAGUCUCCUAGCUUCUGGAGGUGAGGAUGGAAAUACAUAUCUCUGGUCUUUGGACGAAAGUCAGUUCCCCGUGCUCUCUGCUCCGAGACUAGAUCAUUGUUCUAGUCUCAAGUUUAGUGGAAAAAGUUCUCACCUUCUUUACAGUGCAUAUGGUCACCAAAUUGUCUCAUGGGAUAUUCGACGUAUGAGUGAACCGUUUAUCGUCAACGACGAUGAAGUCAACUCAAUUGAUUUUUCUGAGAGUGAACAUCGUCUUUCGUCUGCAGAUGAUUCUGGGACUGUUCAGAUUGUUGACGUGAAUAAUGGCCAGGUUAUACGUACUCUUAGAAAGCAUGAUAACAUAUGUUCUUCAGCUAAAUUUCGUCCAGGUCGGACCUGGCAAUUGGUUAGUGGUGGUCUUGACUGCAGAGUUAUCGUCUCUGAUUGGAAAGGUUCGGGUCUCGGUGUAAUCAUUUUUGAAAUGGAUGAGAUCGUUGGGUGUCCCGAUGAAACCUCACAAUCUGUCCCAACCGAUUCUGAUUGGCGCCAUGAAUCCAGCGCAAGUAGUGAUGACAAUGCAGAAAUCGAUUAUGAUAAUCUAAAUGACACAGAAGAUUAUGAAGCUACUUAUGCGACUGGACAGUCCCAAAUGGUUGUUGACAGUAGUUCAUUAAGUCCGUCCUCUGGCGUUGGUUCUGAGUCCAGAAGUGAACACUCUGUUUUAAAUGAAGAUGAAUUUCUCAGAAUUACUAGUGACCAUUCGUAUUCACGAAGUCGUGACAUGGAACGAAGCGAGCAGUCACAUGUAUACGAUCACCGCACACCAUCCAAUCAUGUAACGUGGAGGUCCGGUUUGCCAAUUAACCCUCCAAUGGUUCAUUCCAUUGCUUGUUCAGGGUCUGGAGAUUUCGUAGCUGCGGGGCUUGAAAGUAGUACAAUCGAAUUAUUCGCGGGUGAUGGCAAGCGUUUGAACCAUUUAGAGUCACUCUACGGUCACACACGGGGAGUAUCGGCUCUUCAUUUCAUUGACGUAUGUUUGGAUUUACAUUGUUAUUUAUUCAUACGAGUCCCGAUUGUAACUUAACAUGUUUUAUUUCAUAAUAAGGAACAAAUGGUUUCAACGGCAGUCUUAGUAUACCUUUUCACGGCAAGUACAGCUUAAAGUCAUUAUCAAGUCCCAGGUUGUGGUUACUACUUCUUAUUAAUAUAACCAGUUAUUUUAUAUGAAGCGACUCAGCAAUGAUGGCCAUAUUUUUGUUGGGAAUUCUUAUUGAAUUGAUAAUAUUGGUUACAUAUGUUUAUGCACUGAACUUAGGUAUUUUGAUCAAAGAAUUCAUGUUAAUUCCUGAAAGAAUACUUUCAAAAAUUAAAUAGGCUUAUAACCACUCCAUAGUACUAGUUUCUUUCUAAAUGGGUUCUACAUCUAAAUACAG